UCGGUUGGCUUCUCCAGGAGUCGAGCUCGCGAGGGGUUGUGGGCGAGGCUGUGGCGCUCUCCGCCUCUCCAGGCCACUCGGCGAAUCCCGGCGCCUCCGGACCCGCGGCCACGCUGACGCCUGGGGAGACAGGCCCCGAGCCCGGCCCGGCUAUGAAGAGCGACUCCUCGACAUCUGCAGCCCCGCUCAGGGGGCCCGGGGGGCCCCUGCGCAGCAGCGAGCCGGUGCGCGCCGCCCCGGCCCGGGCGCCGGCCGUGGACCUGCUGGAGGAGGCGGCCGACCUCCUCGUGGUGCACCUGGACUUCCGCGCGGCGCUGCAGGCCUGCGACCGCGCCUGGCGGGGCCUGGCGGAGGAGCCCGCGGGCACUUCCUUGGAAGUGAAAUGCUCCCUGUGUGUUGUGGGGAUCCAGGCCCUGGCAGAAAUGGAUCGGUGGCAGGAAGUCCUCUCCUGGGUCCUUCAGUAUUACCAGGUCCCUGAAAAGCUACCCCCCAAAGUCCUGGAGCUGUGUAUUCUUUUAUACAGCAAAAUGCAAGAGCCUGGAGCUGUGCUGGAUGUGGUCAGUGCCUGGCUCCAAGACCCAGCCAACCAGGACCUUCCAGAAUAUGGGGCCUUGGCAGAACUUCACCUGCAGCGGGUCCUGCUGCCUCUGGGCUGUUUGUCAGAAGCUGAGGAGCUAGUGGUGAGCUCUGCAGCCUUCGGGGAGGAGCAGCAGCUGGAUUUACUCCAGACCAUUCACACAGCGAGGCAACAACAGAAACAGGAACACUCAGGCGCUAAGGAGGCCCAGAAGCUAAACCAGGAGGGUGCUCUCUCUCACAAGUUCCUGUCACUACUGUCGUUGGUUCGCCAGCUUUGGGACUCUGCAGUGAGCCAUUUCUUUUCUCUGCCCUUCAAAAAGAGCCUCCUGGCGGCCUUGAUCCUCUGUCUCCUGGUGGUGAGAUUUGAUCCAGCGUCUCCUUCCUCCCUGCCCUUCCUCUACAAGUUGGCUCAGCUCUUCCGCUGGAUCCAGAAGGCCAUGUCUUCUCACCUCUACCAGCUCCGCGUCCGGGACUGAGCGGUCUUCCCACGUACCUGGACCUCACCGCCCCUCCUGCCCACUGCCGCAGAAGCAAGGGGGCCCAUCCUGCAGCAGUGGGGCCAGCCUGAUUCCAGAAAGAGCCCAUCUUGUCAGGCGUGCUGUGUCCUGCUGCCUGGGUGCCCUCCCCUUUGCACCCCACUUCGGGUGGCCUUGGUCUGCGAUGUGGAAACAGAGUGGGGCUAGAGGGUGCAACUCCUCCAGAACAGCACCCCCUCGCACCCAGAGGCCCCUCACAAAGGAGGGUUUGGGAACAGGGACUGUGUCCCUAAAACAUUCCACCUUCUUGGCAAAGGCAAGAGGGUGAUUGUUCAGGUCAGGUUGUCGAUGGAGCUGGAAGUUCAGAAAAAGCCUGAUGGAGUGACCCUUGGCCUUUCACGUCCUUGAAGAACCACCUCUGAGAAUGGCCCCACCGGGCAGAACUUUAACUAGCCACAGUGAGAUCUGAGAGGGUCUCGUUCUUCUCUCCCGUGCUCCUCUCCACGGAGCAGGUCUAAUCAUGUAGCAGUACCCAGUUCCCAUGGUCCGCAGUGGGCUCGAAGCUGCUUGAGCCCUCUCGCUGUUCAGACUGGGCAUGGCUUUCAGAACCACCUGGGGGACUGCUGAAAACAGUGAGCCUGCUCGGCUCGUAUCUCGGGGUAAGGUGAUCUUGCUGGCUGCCUCUUGGUCUUUAGCUCAGUUUUCCACGUUAUAAGCAGCCAAGCCCUGCUCUGUUACACUCAGCAUCUCUGCCCACUCUUUCCCUCCCUGGUGCCCUGCAGACUUGUCCCAGGCUGUUUGUCCAGGUUCUGCCUGCAUCCUUGCCUCCUUGGUGCACACUGCCGCAGGUCCCCUCUUUCUGUGCCCCGUUGUCCUGGUUAUGUUCUGUUGUUUGUAUAAUGCCCAAAUUUUUCUGCUCACGUGGCCUUGAAAAGUAGGCCAGCUUACAGGCUGCUGAGCUGAAAAUGGAACUGAGUAAUCAGGCGAGCUGGGAGGGUGGGGGCAGGGCAGAGGGGAGACAUGCAUUUUGAAGACAGUGAACGGUAAAACCUCCGGGGAAGAGCAGUGGGGCCUUAGCAUUUGAGGAGUUGAAAUGCUUCAGUGUUUUUUUUCUCACUAGCCACAGAACCUUACAUGUUUCUGUGCAAGUAAACGUACAGCGCUACUGUGCUGUCAGGACUGUGAAAGGCUUCCAGCAGGGCCAACCUGUCUGUAGCCAGAGGCCAAGCAAGCCGCCCCGUACUGGGACCUCAGUCAGUGACGAUGCCACAAAUAUGGGGGAUACUUGCUCGCUUUUCAGUGGUUGAUUUUCAGAAGUUGCCAGCCAACAAUGUCUCUUUAGAAAAAUGAAUAAAGUACAUAAACUUCACUGGCCCUUAUAAUUAAAUCCCUAGGGCAUGGUCCAACUCUGUAGGAAACAAAUCUAUGCUUUUUUAUAUCAGCCUUUAAAUAGAGCUUAGAACCCUGGGGAGAGAAAGGGAGUCAGGUAAGAUUUGAAAUCCCUCCUACGGAAUGAUUUCUUAAAAUGAAAAUCUGGUCCCAUUCACUCACUGUUCAUACUGGGCACAGCUUCCCUUGGCCCACAGGAUAAAAUCCAGAUUCUCCUCAUGGAAUUUCAGGCCCUUAUGUACGGGUUUUGUCUGGCCCCUCCACUGUGAUGGGAGGCCUCUGCUCGGCCAGUCGGUUUCCCGAGCACCGCGUGCUCCCUCGGGCCUCUGUGCCUUAGCUCACGCUGUUCCUGCUCUUGGCAUAGGGAGCUCCUCGACCUUCCAGACUUACUCAGGGAAUCCUUUCCGACCCUUCCAGGCCACUGUUUUACAUCCCUUUUUUGGUAGUGACCCCGUGGACUUAAAAUUGUGUGAACUUCAUUGUUGCCUCCAGUAACAGUGAGCUCUUUGAAGUUGGGGAGUGUGGCUGUCGCGGCGUGUAAGUCCCGUUCAGAUCCUGCUCUCACACGUGUGACUGUUGGAGAGUGGUUUGCCCUUCUCAGCCUCAGUGUCCUCAUCUGUAAGUUCUUGUCUCAGGAACUCGUGGGUGCGUCAGCGAAAUCGUGCUUAUGACGAUCAGAGUGGAGGGGUUAGACAGAACUGGUACAUAAGGGCCCUAAAUU
Messenger RNA from Propithecus coquereli (Coquerel's sifaka), 3165 nucleotides. RefSeq names its product peroxisome assembly protein 26. Gene Ontology annotation, cellular component: peroxisome; peroxisomal membrane. The record is from RefSeq and is a predicted model, not a curated record. Gene Ontology annotation, biological process: protein import into peroxisome membrane; protein import into peroxisome matrix. Gene Ontology annotation, molecular function: ATPase binding; protein-containing complex binding. Bases 153 to 1055 code for a protein of 300 amino acids. The transcript has 5 exons. Lineage: Eukaryota; Metazoa; Chordata; Mammalia; Primates; Indriidae.